AUGGCACCGGGAGCGUCGAUGUUGGCCCCAGCAGGCCCGAGCGCCGCGCCGGCGUUCCUGAAGGGCUCCAUCAUCAAGGUGGAGCUCCGUGACUUCAUGACGUUCCGCGGCCCCGUCACGUUCCGCUGCAACCCGCGCCUGAACCUCAUCGUCGGCCCGAACGGCACCGGGAAGUCGUCGCUCGUCUGUGCGAUCUGCGUCGGCCUCGGGGGCUCCCCCAAGCUCCUCAACCGCGCCGACAACGUCUCGGAAUUCAUCCGCCGCGGCGCGAAAACCGCCAUCGUGCGCAUCACGCUCCAGGGCGACCGGGGCAGGACCGUCGAGGUCGAGCGCGAGCUCCUGUCGGGGAACUCCUCGAAGUGGCGCAUCGACCGCAAGAACGCCACCAUGAAGGCCGUGCACGACCUUUGCGCCGACCACGGCAUCCAGCUCGACAACCUGUGCCAGUUCCUGCCCCAGGACAAGGUCGCCGCGUUCAGCAACCUCACGCCGCGGGAGCUCCUGCUCCAGACCGAGCGCGCGCUGGGGGACUCCCACCUGUACGAUUUGCACCAGAAGCUCAUUACGCUGCGCAAGGAGGAGCAGCAGGUGUCGGGGCAGCUGGUGCUGUACGGGAAGCGGCUGGCGGAGAAGGAGCAGCAGCUCGAGGCGCUCGAGCGCGCGCGGGAGCUCGUGGAGCAGCGCGAGCGGCUGCGCGCCGAGGCUGCGCUGCUGGACAGCCGCGUGCGGUGGGUGCAGUACGAGGCCGCGCACGGGGAGCUGGCGCAGGACGAAGCGGCGUUCGCGGAGGUCAAGGCGAGCCUCGACGCGAAGAAGAAGCAGGUCCGGGACAUGCAGAAGGAGAAGGGCGUCGCGGCCGCCGAGAAGGAGAGCAAGGCGGUCGAGGCCCAGAUCCGCGCCCUGCGCGAGCCCUCCGCCGCCGGGUCCGCCGCGCGGAAGAUCGAGGCGGCCGCGGACAAGAUCGGCACCGCCGCGGAGGACUUCCGCAGCGCGCGCAUGGAGCUCGCGGCGCUCGAGGACGAGUCUGCGCGCCACCGCGAGAAGCUCGAGCACGCGCAGAGGGAGAUCGCCGCGCUGGAGCGCGAGAUCGCGGACCUCGAGACGAAGCGCCCCGAGGGCCCGUCCGAGGAGGAGGCGCGCCGCCUCGGGCAGCGGAAGCGCGACCUCACGACGAAGGACCAGUCGGUGCGAUGGGACAUGAAGGGCGCGACGCGCGCGGAGCACGAGGCGCGCCGGGCCGCGGACCGCGCCGCGAAGGAGCUCGCGGCGUUCGCGGACCCGCGCACGCAGCGCGUGCACCUGCUCGCGAAGCAGAUCGGGAACCCGCGCGCGCGGGCGCAGCUGUUCGAGGCUUACGCGUGGGUGCGCGAGGGCGUCGAGGCGGGGCGGUUCAAGGGGCGGGUGUACGGGCCGGUGUUCGCGCACGUGUCGAUGCGGCCGGACCGGCACGUGGAGACGUACGCGCACGUCGUGAGCAGCCAGGUGGCGCGCGACACGUGGAACUACUUUGUGGUGGAGUGCGACGAGGACAGGCGGGCGCUGCUGCACGAGAUGCCGCGGGAGUGCAACUGGGGGUCGCGCGACAAGGUGAACAUCGGGCUCGUGCACCCGAAGGACCAGGAGGUGCGGCCGCUGCUGUCGGAGGAGGAGCAGCGCAGGCUCAAGGUGCCGCGGGUGCUGAGCGACGCGUUCGACGCGCCGCCCGCGGUCAAGGCGCUGCUGUGCAACUUCCACAUGCUCCACAAGAUCUACGUCUUCCCGGAGGUCGACGACCUGUCGGCGGACCACCGCAACGCGGUGUGGCAGGCCGAGAAGCAGCACUCGAACCACGGCGGCAUGGGCUUCCUCUACACGCGGUCCCUCAAGUUCAGCGCGACGUCGUCGCGGUACGACGGGGCGGUCACGCAGCAGUCCGGAUCGUACGAGAAGCGCGGGCACAUGCUGCUGCAGGUCGAGAACGGCGCCGGCGGCGACCGCCGCGAGCUCGAGACGCGCGCCAGGGCAACCGCGGCGGAGCACCAGGCCGCACAGGCGGCGCUGGCGGCGCUCGAGGGCGAGUGCGACGCGAUCGCGGAGGAGCUCGGGCAGCUGCGGGAGCAGGAGGGGGAGUCGCGGAACAAGCUGAACGCGUGGACGCUGGCGCGGAAGAAGAAGGUGUCGAUGCUGGACACGGCCCGGAAGACGCUGGCGCGGCACCGGGGGACGAAGGACCCGCUGGAGCGGCGCGCGGAGAUCGAGAAGAAGAUCGAGCGCGCGGAGCGGUACCUCGCGAACACAGUCAAGGAGUCGCGCAAGGCCAUCGACGGGUGCACGGAGGCCCCGCAGCGCCUCACGCUGCUCCACGUGAAGCGCGUGCUGCUGCGCACGCGCAUGCAGCGGCUGACGGAGGAGCGCCGGGCGCUCGAGGCGGAGAUCCGGAGCUACGAGGAGACGCUCAGGGGCAUCGAGGGCGACCUGAAGCGCAAGCGGGAGAGCGUGGCUGCGGUGAAGGCGUCGGCAGUGCAGAGCUGUGGCGGCGUGGACGUGACGGCCGACACCCCGGCGGCCCGCGAGCUCCGCGAGAAGCUCGAGGCGCUCGGCUCCGACGAGGACCAGCUCGAGACGCGCGCCGAGGAGCUCCGCGUGCAGGCCGCCCGCAUCAUCGCCGAGCACGGCGCCGAGGAGCAGCUGCGCCGCGCGGAGGCCGCCGCCGCCUCCCUGCGCCAGGACAUCGACGAGAAGACGGCCAAGCGCGACACCCUCCGCGCCGACAUCGCCGCCACGCGCGACCAGUGGCUCCCGCCCCUGCGCGAGAAGAUUGCCCGCAUCAGCGAGAAGAUGUCGGAGUCGUUCUCGCGCAUCGCCAUCGCGGGCGAGGUCGCGCUCAUCGAGCGCACGGUCCCGGACAACGCGGACGCGGCGCAGGAGGUCGAGUCCUUCGAGGACUUCGCCGUGGAGAUCCGCGUGAGGUUCCGGGAGAACCAGGACCUGCAGGCGCUGCGCACGGGGCGGCAGAGCGGCGGGGAGCACUCGGUGUCGACGAUCGCGUACCUCACGUCGCUGCAGGGCGUCACGUUCACGCCGUUCCGCGUCGUGGACGAGAUCAACCAGGGCAUGGACCCCGUGAACGAGCGCAAGGUGUACCACCAGUUGGUGGAGGCGGCGUCGCGGGAGGGCACGCCGCAGUGCUUCCUGCUCACGCCGAAGCUGCUCCCGGGGCUGCCGUACAACGAGCACGUCGAGGUGCACACGAUCCACAACGGCCCGAAGGUGGCGGAGGUGUGGCGGACGUGGGACCUGGGGCGCGCGAUGGGGCGGAAGAGGACGGCGGCGGAGGCCGGGCUGGGCGACGAGGACAUCGUCGUGGAGUGA
Messenger RNA from Pedinophyceae sp. YPF-701, 3351 nucleotides. The record is from the annotation of a GenBank genome assembly. Lineage: Eukaryota; Viridiplantae; Chlorophyta; Pedinophyceae.